CAUUUUGAUUCGAUCCGAUCCGAUCCGAUUCGAUUUGAUCCUCUCGCAGCUAUCAAACUCUGAAACCAAGUSUUCCAAACAACACACUGGUUGAUGAAUGUUUGUACCUGUCGUAUACAUUGCGUAUAAAGAAUACGAGCGACAGGAACGCGAAAAGGCCUUCUACAAAAGUCGGGGGGUGCGGACCAACCGUGAAAAGCGACAAGGUGGAGAGGAGAUCGGAGGACAAAGCGAUUAUCUUCAGCGGGAUCUCCAGCGAAGACCACCUYACCAAAGGCAACGAGGGAUCCGACGGCAACGCAAACAUUUGGAAACGAGGAAAAAAAGAAAAGCACACAAGAARAGCUGCGAAACACCAAAAGAAAAAACAUUGUGGGCGUUGUUGGKCGGGAAAAUACCGACGAAACCCAUUCGGGAGGCAGCAUCCGUAUCCGUUCCCUUUGACCAAUUCUCCUUGUCGCACUUGGUGAUGUGUGGCAGCCAGGAAAUUGAUAUUUUAUUUCAACAGACAGACGAAAAUUCUAGUUCBCCUUCCACAAACGACGGCGCCAUGACAAGCGAGACUGACAACAACUCCGUGUACGAUCCAUUACAAAAUAAGAUUGUAUCCGAGCCCCUACAGGAUGCCUUUCGUGACGAUGUUCGUGCCGAAUGGAUCCGAGCGGUKUUUGGAACAGACUUUCCUUAUCGAAAAGAAAUAGAAACAAACGCAGAUGUGACAACAACUUCGAUUGAUCCAGAUCAAACUCAGAAGAAAAACCACAAUAGCUGGAAAGGUGUCGGUUUAGCUGGACUUUCAUCCUACGUAUCCUACACUGCCGUUCUCGACCUUUCUCAAUCAUCAACAAAGUUGAAUGGUCGGAAUGAUAGUGAUGCGAGUAAGCCGGCGAGUAUGGACGAUCGAAAUGACGACGUGUCACUGUUACCAGCAAUUCCUUCMGAAUCACAGCCCCAGCAACCGCCACAGCCAUCACUGGGGAUGACACUUUCUCGGCUGUCACUGGGCUUGUAUGUACGAACCAUUCGACCGGGUUCGGAAGCAUGGUGUGCAGGUAUCGAAGAAAAUUCUGUGUUGGUAGGAAUCAAUGAUGGCGAAUUGAACUUGCUGGCAGAACCAUCGAAGCUGGCCCUUGAACGGAUAUGGCAAUACGAAGGAAUUGCUUGUAAAACCAACAAUAGUACCGGGACAAUAGACGAACAUGUGGAACAAAUAGGCAGUAAAAACGAUAGUGAAGCACGUAGUCKCACAGCUUCUGCUAUCAGCCCAAAUUCAAAAAUGAAAAUCAGCAGCCCCAUUUCAUUAACGUUCAUACGGAAUGGAAGGCUUUACAAGGUAAUAUUAUUGAGCGAUCCGCCGUAUGGGAUCGAUUGGGGGCCGUGUGGAAAAUUUUGUUUAGUACAACGCGUAAAACCCAACGGAAUCGCAGAUCGCGCCGGAGUGCGGCCAUCGUCGAUUGUUGCUGGAAUUAACUUGGGUAGAUUUCGGGAAGACARUGUCAAGAAUGAAGAUAGACCCGAAGACGAGGAUAUCUGCAGCAAUAUGAGUACUAUUUAUCACUUGGAUCAUUCGUCUGUUGCUGCUGCCUUGAAGGAAGCAACUUCGGAUUGCAUCCUGCAGCAACGGGGUGAAAGCAAAUCCACUCAUAGAAUACGGAUACAAUUGUGCUUUACGCCAUCUAGAGCCCGCAGUGGUCACUGGGAACGCCAACAGGAUGCCUUGGAAGAGAAGGGAUCGAAAAGAUCUAAUACGACAGGACCAGGUGGGUCUACAAAUGGAAUAAGUAUCAAUAGUAGCACGUUAACACGACAUCCACAACAGCCGACCCGGCCACGWGUUGCCGCGGAAAUGAAUGGAGUUCAGGUUCGAAUUCAUCCUCUUUUGGGGCCAGGAGGAGGUUUUGUCGGUUCCAGUAGACGCAGCAUACAAGCAGGAGAUUUUGACUCUCUCCGUCGACGAUCUCAAUCGGCUUCUAUUGUAUCGCCUUCUUCGUUGCUAUCGAAAUUGGCGGAACGUGUUGCAGCAGGAGAACCUCUUUCAAUAUGGGGAAACGAUAACCGCACGKAUCACUAUGUAAUCAACGAGAACAAUGCAUCGUCUUCUUUAGGAGAAUAUGGCAACUUUUAUCGACCCUGUCCGUUGCUCAAGCAUUCGGUGAAAAGUAAUGGUAACAAUACACAGCCAAAUUCAAAUCAGCAACCACCGUUGUCCUUUUUUCCGACGUGUCCUUCUAUUUUCGACUGCUGGAACGUCCAGCAAGCCUUCAUCUACGUGUUCCGGUACCAUAUUGCAAGAUAUAAUGAAGUGGAGUUGAAAAUGAAUGCGUCUGGAGACAAUAACUUMUUGAAUAUUUUGCGUGACCUCUUGCUAAAAGCUGAAACAAAUAAUAGCAGGAGCAAGGAUCGGGAAGCUUCGGUUAUUUUGGAUGCACUUUCGACCUAUUUGCUCUUUUGGUUUGGGUGGUUGACGGCUAACGAAAACAAGCCCCUAGAACUCACUCAGUUCUUGUUGAAGCUUGUUCAUCAAAAUCAAAUGAAGAACAACAAUGGAAGCAUCAGUAUACCGAACAGCUUCGGCAYCACUAAUAUUGCAUUAUCGUCAUUUUCUUUGGCUCAUCACAUGGAAUUUCUUGCUAGAUCAUUGGACAACGGUUACAUCAAAAACUCUUUGCGGAAAUUGAGAAAAGAAAGACAACAACAACAACAUCUAGUCCGAAAUACAAUUCAAAAGUUAGAUCAUACGUACGGAAGCAAUGGCUUACCUUCCAUACGAGCUGUAACGGGGACAACUCCAAGCCACGAAGAAUCACAACAGGCAAAGGACUUAACCUUCGACAGAGCUAGUGAGCAAAAAGUACCAUCUAGUUCUGCGAAAGCAAAAUCUACUACUGUAGAAAAACCAAAGCCCCGACKUCGAUUUCCAUUUUUCCGUAAGAAGAARAAGGGGCAUGCCAAAAAUAAGCAGUCAUCUUCGACAAACGUCUCCAAUGAUUCAGAGAAUGCCGACGUCGCCUCUCGUGAAAAACAGAGACCUGUCAAAGAAAAGAGAAACCUUACAGAUGGCGAUAGAAUGACGUCGUCCUCGGUGUCACCGCCGUUACUUUGCGGAGAUCUGAUAAAUGGUUCGAAGGGAUCCAACUCGUGUGACACGAAAUCACCCUUCAUGAUACUAAAAGAGUUGGGCAAUGUGUCACUGUCGGAAUCGGCCGAUUCUCUCUUUGCUAACACUGUGAAAUUUUUAGAUGAGCUCGAAACAGUAUGCACCGAUGUAGAGAAGUCGCUUAUGAAAUCGUUUUCGCAAAAGUUUGCGCGYUGGGCUUUACAGCCAUGGACUGCAAACAAUCAAUCUGCCUUGACACAAGUGACAAACGCUAUGCGGAWGCGCCUAGACAAAUACAAUACAGAAUAUUAUUCGAUGCCACUCUUAGAUCCGAUCGACUCAUCGUCUCAACCCCUCAUAUCGAUUGACACGAAAGGGUGCUAUAUCUUGCCCAGUGCRCAUUUUCCUCUACUGCUAACAUUUGACUGCAAAAGAAGAAUCGAAGAAGAUAGAUCUAAUACUGGAGGUGGAAGGGAUCCAAAAUUGCCAAGUAGGAUGUCCAUACCAAAUCUGAUUGGAGAAGAAAAAAUCUAUCGCACCAGUGUCGAGCUUGUUGCGCUGAGAGGAUCCAAAGCCCUUUCAGGAAACGAAAAACUGCCGUAUCACGGGUUCACAGCACAUGGAUCGAUUGCUGGUUCUGUUAUUGAAUCUCAACAAAGCGUUCGAGUCGACCAUAAAUCCAAUCACCACGUUUGGAAUUUGGCAAAUUUGAUGGUAUUUGAUACUCGAUCGACAUGGGGUCCACCGAAAACAUUUUCGCUCCGACUUUCCGAAACAUUGAUCAACGAAAAGGAAAAAGGCGCUCAAAACCCCACCAAUUCAACCCCUGAUCGUACCUCUAGGCAACAAGAAUGCGGAUAUUGCUGGAUCAAUUUGGUUCCUUUUUGGGAAGAGACAAGCGGGAAGCAACAGGUUUCUUGCAAAACCCGAGUGGUGCCCCCUGACUUUUUCAACGACUUUGACGAGCACGGAGAGUUGCGCAAAGACUCGUAUGCUGAACUCAUGCAAUGUAUGGAGAUCGAGUUCCGAAUAUCAACGAAAGUUCUGGAAACGAAGAGCUCCGUGAARCGCAGCCUGCUUUACAAACACGACGAUGAUGUGCGGCAAGAAAUGUUUGCUAUUGAGUUUAUCAAGUCGUGUGAUAGAAUUUUACAAUCGUGCGGGCUUCAUCUAAAAAUGCUAACUUUUCGUGCCAUUCCUGUCAGCAAACGGAGGGGUUUUAUUGAAUGGGUGCCAGGAAGUGUGCCGCUUUCAGAGAUCUGCCAACCAUUUGCCGGUUCCAUUUUGGCAAAAAACAGAGACAGGAACAAAAGUGUCAAGUUGACCAGGAUAGGAAACAAUGAAAUAGARGACGCCAUGGAAGAUGACGACAAUGAUAGCAUCGCUAUGUCGUCGGUAGCCAGGGCAGGAAUGACCAAAUAUGAAUCACUGAAUCGGCUUCGUAGUGACGACGAGUCAGAACAGCGUAAUGCUCGUGGUAACUAUGUCUUACCAAGCAGGAAAAACAACCCCAUCCAAGACUUUCUCCGUUCGCUGGCAUACGACCCUGACGAAUCUUAUAAAAUCAGGAGGGACGUGAUGGAUACCUUUGUCAAGUCUUGCGCUGGGUAUAGCGUGGUAACAUAUAUUCUGGGCGUCGGCGACCGGCAUCUCGACAACCUUUUGCUCCAYGAGUCGGGUCAUUUUUUUCACUGCGAUUUCUCUUUUGUACUUGGUAAUGACCCCAAGAAGUAUCUCCCAAUGAGAAUCACAAAAGACAUGAUAAAUGGAAUGGGAGGGUGGAAGAGCGAUAAUUUUUGUCAGUUUCUUUCCUUGGCGUGCGGUGCCUUUUUGACUUUGCGACGGCCUGAGAAUGUCCGGCACUUGCUGUCGCUGAUCAGGUUACUAGAAGGGUGYGGUUUGCCCGAUUUAGAGAAGACUCAAAGCAUGGAAAAUGCGAUCCAAGGCGUCCGCGAUCGAUUGAAGCUGAAUCUAACGGACGAGGAGGCAAUUUUAUUCAUGGAAAAGCUCAUCGAAGAUAGUUGUGCUUCUAAAAUGUGGAUCGCAGUGGAUGCGAUACACUCACUGGCACAAAGAUUUUAGAGAACAUGCUUAUUACUUUG
Molecule: messenger RNA, 5199 nt
Organism: Pseudo-nitzschia multistriata
Lineage: Eukaryota; Bacillariophyta; Bacillariophyceae; Bacillariales; Bacillariaceae
Source: the annotation of a GenBank genome assembly